AUGAAUGAGAAGUUUGAUAUAAAUGAAGAAGAGGAUGGAUGGUUGCAAACUGUUUACAAAUAUCGAGAACAUUGGGUGUCAUGUUAUUUGAAGGAAACUUUUUUUGCUGGAAUGAGAUCGAGCCAAAGAAGUGAAAGUAUAAAUGCAUUUUUUGAUGGGUAUGUUAACUCACAGACUCAAUUACACGAGUUUGUUCUACAAUAUGAAAAAGCAUUAACUCAUCGUCGCUUAAGUGAAGCCCAUGAAGAUUUUAAGAGUCUUAACACAAAACCUAUCAUGCUCCUUGGACAUCCGAUUGAGGUACAAGCUGGAGAAAUAUAUACCCGCACAAUGUUUGAUGUGUUCCAAACUGAAUUCAAAGGAUUUGCAACAGAGUUUUGUGAAGAAUUGAGAAAAGAUGGGGACAUUGUUGAAUACAAGAUUUGCAAGUUUGCAGAUAAAUCAAAAGGGGAGGUGGUUACUUAUGACCAAUCCAGUAAGAUACAAUUUAUUUGUACUUGUGCUUUGUUUGAAACUAAUGGUGUUGUAUGUAGACAUAUAUUGUCGCUAAUGAUGGCUAGUCAAAUUUCUUCAUUACCCGACCAUUACAUCCUACACCGUUGGACUAUAGUAGCUCGACAUCGUAACAUUGGGGUUGGCAAUAUUGUAUUUGGAAGAAACAUCACAAGCUGUGAAGAGAAGAUUAAUUUGUUGAAAUCUUGGGCUUUAAGAGCAAAAUUCAAUAAUGCGCUCGAGCUUGCAUUUGAUUCAGAAGAGAAGAUGCAGAAAUUAGACAAUGUGUUAACAAAAUUCAUAGAAUCAUUUGAAGAAGAAGUUAGAGAAACAGAAGAUAUGCAAUUCCUUGGAAUAUUUACAUGUUCUCUCUACUUCUGUUUGUUUUAG
Asparagus officinalis (garden asparagus) is the source of this 882-nucleotide messenger RNA. RefSeq names its product protein FAR1-RELATED SEQUENCE 5-like. Gene Ontology annotation, molecular function: zinc ion binding. The transcript has a single exon. Lineage: Eukaryota; Viridiplantae; Streptophyta; Magnoliopsida; Asparagales; Asparagaceae. Bases 1 to 882 code for a protein of 293 amino acids. Gene Ontology annotation, biological process: regulation of DNA-templated transcription. The record is from RefSeq and is a predicted model, not a curated record.